AUGGCGCGGCCGGCCCUGGGAGCGCUCGGAGCGCUUCGGCGGCUGCUGCUGCUGCUGCUCCGGCUCUCGCUGCUGCUGCUGCUGCUGCUUCAGCCGGACCCCGCCGCCUCCACCGUCGCUUCCUGCCCCGCCGCUUGCACGUGCGCGGCGGGGGACGCCGCGGUCCAUUGCGGGGGGCGCGGCUUGACGGCGGUGCCCCCCGACUUGCCCGCCUGGACGCGACACCUAAAUCUGAGUUACAACAAGCUAUCUGAGAUUGACCCUGCUGGUUUUGAAGACUUGCUGAAUCUACAGGAAGUGAUCCUCAGUAACAAUGAGCUGACAGCUGUUCCAUCCCUGGGUGCUGCAUCCUCUCAAAUCAUCUCCCUCUUCCUGCAGCACAACAAAAUUCGCAUGGUGGAAGGGAGUGUACUGAAGGCUUACCUGUCCGUAGAAGUGCUGGAUCUGAGUGCCAACAACAUCACGGAGGUGCGCAACACCUGCUUUCCACAUGGACUGCGUAUCAGGGAGCUCAACCUGGCAAGCAACCGCAUCGGCACCCUGGAGUCAGGUGCAUUUGAUGGUCUGUCACGGUCACUGCAAACGCUUCGGCUGAGCAAAAACAGGAUCACCCAGCUUCCUGUGAAAGCAUUCAAGUUACCCAGGCUGACACAACUGGACCUCAAUCGAAAUCGAAUUCGUCUGAUCGAGGGCCUGACAUUCCAGGGGCUCAGCAGUUUGGAGGUGCUGAAGCUGCAGCGAAACAACAUCAGCAAGCUGACAGAUGGGGCUUUCUGGGGACUGUCCAAGAUGCACGUGCUGCACCUGGAAUACAACAGCCUAGUGGAAGUGAAUAGUGGCUCACUCUAUGGACUCACUGCCCUUCACCAACUCCACCUGAGCAACAACUCCAUCUCUCGGAUCAACCGGGACGGCUGGAGCUUUUGCCAGAAGCUGCAUGAGCUAAUUCUGUCCUUCAACAACCUCACGCGGCUGGAGGAGGAGAGUCUGGCUGACUUGAGCAGCCUGAGCAUCCUGCGCCUCAGCCACAACUCCAUCAGCCACAUCUCGGAAGGCGCCUUCAAGGGGCUCCGGAACCUGCGUGUCCUGGAUCUGGACCACAACGACAUUUCAGGCACCAUUGAGGACACUAAUGGUGCUUUCACAGGCCUUGACAGCUUGAGCAGGCUAACUCUGCUGGGAAACAAGAUCAAGUCCGUGGCAAAGCGAGCAUUCUCAGGGCUGGAAGGCCUGGAGCACCUGAACCUUGGAGAGAAUGCAAUCAGAUCUAUCCAGUUUGAUGCCUUUGUGAAGAUGAAGAGUCUGAAAGAACUCCAUAUCAGUAGCGACAGUUUCUUGUGUGACUGCCAGCUGAAGUGGCUGCCCCCAUGGCUGCUGGGCAGGAAGCUGCAGGCCUUCGUGACAGCCACCUGUGCCCACCCAGAAUCACUGAAGGGCCAGAGUAUUUUUUCUGUGCCACCAGAGAGUUUUGUAUGUGAUGACCUCCCAAAGCCACAGAUUGUCACCCAGCCUGAGAUAACCAUGGCUCUACAAGGCACUGAUGUCAGGUUCACCUGCUCAGCUGCCAGUAGCAGCAGCUCACCCAUGACGUUUGCCUGGAAGAAGGACAAUGAAGUCCUGGCCAAUGCAGACAUGGAGAAUUUCGCUCAUGUCCGUGCACAGGAUGGGGAGGUGAUGGAAUAUACUACAAUCUUGCACCUCCGGAAUGUCACUUUUGGACAUGAAGGCCGCUACCAGUGUAUCAUCACCAACCACUUUGGCUCCACCUACUCUCACAAGGCCAGGCUCACUGUGAACGUGUUGCCAUCAUUCACCAAAAUCCCCCAUGACAUUGCCAUUCGAACCAGCAAUACAGCCCGCCUUGAGUGUGCAGCUACUGGCCACCCAAACCCCCAGAUUGCCUGGCAGAAAGAUGGAGGCACAGACUUCCCUGCAGCUCGUGAGCGGCGCAUGCAUGUCAUGCCAGAUGACGACGUGUUUUUCAUCACUGAUGUGAAAAUAGAUGACAUGGGCGUUUAUAGCUGUACUGCCCAGAACUCAGCUGGUUUCAUUUCUGCUAAUGCUACCCUGACUGUCUUAGAAACUCCAUCCUUGGUGGUACCAUUGGAAGACCGUGUGGUGUCUAUGGGAGAAACAGUGGCUUUCCAGUGCAAGGCAACUGGGAACCCCUUUCCCCGCAUCACCUGGCUCAAGGAGGACCGUCCACUGAGCCUGACUGAGAGGCACCACUUCACCCCGGGCAACCAACUGCUCGUUGUGCAAAAUGUGGUAGAGGAGGAUGCGGGCUACUAUACCUGCGAGAUCUCGAAUACUCUUGGCACAGCACGUGCUCACAGCCAGCUCACCAUCCUGCCUACCCCGGGCUGCAGGAAGGACGGGACCACCGUGGGCAUCUUCACCAUCGCUGUGGUGUGCAGCAUUGUCUUGACCUCCCUGGUCUGGGUGUGCAUCAUCUACCAGACCAGGAAGAAGAGUGAGGAGUACAGCGUCACCAACACAGAUGAAACCAUUGUGCCUCCAGAUGUUCCAAGCUACCUCUCUUCUCAAGGGACUCUUUCUGAUCGACAGGAAACAGUGAUCAGGAGUGAAGGGGGCCAUCAGCCCAAUGGACAUAUUGAAAGCAAUGGCAUUUGUCCAAAAGACACAAGCCACUUCUCGGAGGUGGAUGCUCAUGGCACUCCACGCAGGCAGCCAAAGCUCUGUGUUGGGUUUAUGAAAGAGCCGUGGAAAGUGACAGAGAAAGCAGAUCGGACACCUGGUCCACAGAAGUUAGCACUCGGCGGCCCAGUGGGAUGCAGUGACUGCAGGCCUGACACGGACACCUACGGCAAGGAGCAUUCCCUGUACCCUCAGCCUGUGGCCAGAGAGGGUGUACAGCCUGGCACACCGAGCACCCGAGAGCCCAGUGGGAGUGACCAAGAACUUCCUCGGAGCACUGGAACUAUGGAUGGGUCCCGCUUCGACUGCAGAGGUGCCCCCUACCCCAGUAACCACGAUAGAAUGCUGACCUGGAAGCAACAGCCGGGGGCCUCUCGAGAGGGGAAAGGGGCCUCCUCGUGGACUUUAGCCAGGUUGUGUGAGCCAGACUCCAGAGAACUCCCACCUUCCUCGGCAUUAACUCCAGGCAGUCCUCCGCUUACAGAGACCGCUUCGGGCUUUGCUGAUCUCCCCAGCGAAGGCCAGCACUUGCUUCUAUCCAAUGGACACCUCCCUCAGGCCUGUGACACCAGUCCGGAGCAUACACCUCUGACAGGACAGCUGCCCGGAUCACGGAGCGUGCCCCUGCUGUUUGCACCCAAAGUCUAGGCUUUGUCUACCUCAGCUCUCGGGUUAUUCUCUCCAGAAAAAAAGAGAGGUAGGAGAGGCCGUGAGGAAGCUUGGGUUCAAGCGUCACUGAUGUACAUAGUUUAACUUCCAUGUGGAGUGCCAGUAGUGUAACGGACUCAUGGCUGAAGCACAGAAAUGCAGGAUGGCUAUUGUGUAUAAAACUCAGAAAAGUAUUUGAUACCAUUGUACAUAAGAGUUUUCAGAGAUUACAUAUAUAUUAUAUAUAUCUUUUACAGAGGCUAUUUUAACCUUUAGUGCAUGGUUAACAAAAAUUGUACAAUUUUGACAAUAUUUUUCAUAUCAGGUUGCUGUUUAAUUUUGGAAGCAGGGGGAGGUAGUUUCGGUGCCUUAAUGCAUGGAUAAAAUUUAUAGAAACUAAAAUAGCCACACGUGUUCCCCCGAAUUUUGGGGUUGGGGGAAGAAUGAAAGUCCUUGGAUUUGUGCUGCGUGGCCUCCCUGUGGGCCCUUCAUGGACCUUUACUACGUGUGCCACUGGCAGGUUAAAGAGAAUCUGUCUUGAGCAGAAUGGAGGCUGCUAACCCACUGCACGCAGUUGGUCCAGACAACUGAGUACUGCCAUUCUUCCUAGCCCACUUUAGGAAAAUAGAUGUGAUCUUGUCUGUAUCAUUCAAUGGUCAUUUGAGGCUUUGUAAUUAGAAGCUGCUGGUGUUGGUACCUGUGGAUUUUUUCAAUAGUGAGAUUUUAGCUCUGCCAAUAUAAACUAAUAUUACAUUGGUUGUGGAGGAGAAAAAGGAUCGAGUCCUUCCUUUUUAAGGGAUCAGACGAUCUCUUGAGGAUCCAGAGCAGGCCUGUCCUUCCCCCUCCCAGACAGCUGGGCCUGGACUAUACAAGACUCAGCCCUUGAUCUGGGUCUAUUUGCACUUUUUAUAGACCUGUAGCUGACCAUCAUCUUGUGAGUGCCAAUGUGUUUAUCAGGAAAAAUAACAUUGAAACAAGAAAGGUCCUUAAAAAUCUCAGAAAGUGAGUUCCUUUAGCCCAAAUGCUGAAGGUAGGUAUUAAAAAAAUGGUUACAAAUGUCAUCACUGUAGUCCCAAAGGUAAGCACAUUUAGAGUUUUGUUUUCAACAGUUUAAUGUUACUUCCACAAAAUAUGUGAAUUUGCUGCUUCUGAGAGGCAAUGUGAAAGAGGAAGUAUUACUUUGUACAUAAAAAGUUAUUUAUUUAUAGAAUUUUGGUAUAAUGUACAUUGAAAAAAACUAAAAAAUAUUGAAGUGUCUAACAAAUGGCAAUGAAGUGUCUUUAAUAAAGGUUCAUUUAUAAACA
Molecule: messenger RNA, 4610 nt
Organism: Suncus etruscus (white-toothed pygmy shrew)
Lineage: Eukaryota; Metazoa; Chordata; Mammalia; Eulipotyphla; Soricidae
Gene: LRIG1
Product: leucine rich repeats and immunoglobulin like domains 1
Exons: 19
Coding region: 1-3306 (1101 amino acids)
Molecular function (GO): protein binding
Source: RefSeq, a predicted model, not a curated record